This is a messenger RNA of Macrobrachium nipponense, 1626 nucleotides long. RefSeq names its product aspartate and glycine-rich protein-like. The transcript has 2 exons. The record is from RefSeq and is a predicted model, not a curated record. NCBI's taxonomy places the organism in Eukaryota, Metazoa, Arthropoda, Malacostraca, Decapoda, Palaemonidae. Bases 74 to 1096 code for a protein of 340 amino acids.
GGAACCGACAGUCGGGUAUAUAAAGUUAGUUACGGGACUGCAGGGUCAGUUGCGAGGUGUGACUGGCUUGGCAAUGAUGUUGGUGUUAGAGGUUGUUACCACGGCACUUCUUCUGCUCGCUGGAGCGACGGCCCAGAAGCCUACGACCCUAGGUGAGGAUGCUUCUUCCCUCCCAGCAGCCGUAACGGAAAACGGCCCGCUCUUCGACGCCUUGUCGAACUCGGCCGAGAACCAUUCCACCGAUGAGGCCGCGUUCACUAGGGAGGAGGUCUUCGGGAAGGGCCUCGACAGCGAGGAGAACUCGGAGUACGAUGUCGAAAUCGAGGACGAUUAUAACGACGACGAAGAAGACGAUGACGAUGACGACGAUGAUGAUUUCGAGGACGACGAAGACGACGAUUGGACUAAUUCGGACGCUUAUCAAGAGGACAUGGACGACCUAGACUUAGACGCCCUGCACGAGAUCUACGGCGAGGAAGAGACGAGAGCCGAGGACGACGACGAAGUCGAGGACGAGGACAGCAAAGAGAGGUUCAAGAGGAAGAUCAUCUACCGCGGCCAGGGCGGCGGAGGCAUCUACAGCCGCGGGGGCCGAAGGGGGCAAGGGGGCGGUGGCGACGAGGACCCAUACGGACGCAGGAGGGACCACUACGGCGGCGGCCCGUCAGACUCGUGGCCCUACAGGAGCCAGGACUCCCGCGACCAGUCAGCGGGCCAGAUGACACCCAGCACGACGGGAGGUUCCUCCACCGCCGGGAAGGCAGAGACGGGGGCAGCCGGCGCCAUUUACGGGACGCCCAGGAAGACAGAAGCCGACGGCGGGGCGGCAGUUAGGUCUCCCUCAGGAGGAGGAGCUGCUGCUGGUUCUUCUACUUCGAACUCCUCUGGGAGGAACUCAGGCAAGAGGACCAAGACGGAGCGACGGGAGACUUCCUCCAAAUCGAAGCUGUCGAAGAACCUCAAGCACGAGAUCGCGCAGUACGCGAUGCGCCACGGGCCGCAGAACGCCGCAGAGCACUUCCAGGAGCGCGUCGGGCGGAAGCUGAAAGUGAAGAAGAUCGAGAAAUUCAUCCGCAGGUACCAGGAGAGGCAGUGAGGUCUCCGGAGAGGGAGGGAGGGAGGCAGGUGGCAAGAAGAGAGAGACCUUCCCUGAUACCUAAUCGCCAUAACUAUCAUGAGUCUUCUUUUUUUUAAAACCAGUCCACAACAAUUUCCACUUUAUUGUAAGCCUUUUUUUAAACCAAUCCAUAAUUUUCCCCUUUAUUGUGAGCCUUCUUGUUUCUUUUUUUUAACCAAUCCAUAUUUUUCCCCAUUUUAAACAAUCCAUAAUUUCCCCCUUAUUGUGAGAUUUUUUUUUUAUUAUAACCAGUCCAUAAUUCUCCCCCAUUAUGAGGUUUUUAAAACUAAUCCAUAAUUUCGCCCCUCCCCAUAUUAUGAGUUUUUUCAUACCAACCCAUAAUUCCUCCCACAUAUGAUGACCUUUUUUUCAAACCACUCCCCAUAUUAUGAGUUUUUUUAACUACUCUAUAAUCCCCCCUCAUAUUAUGAGUUUUUUUAACCAAUCCAUAAUUCACCCCAAUAUUAUGAGUUUUUUUUUUCAAACCAAUCCAUAAUUCACCCCCAUAU